AUAUUCACACUGACACUUGCGUCAGCUUGACGUUUAGCAUACGAUUGAAAACUAUCUUGGACGAAACUCAAGCUUUCUGCAUUAAAAUAAGUGGAUGUUUUUGCUAAUUUUUUUUUCAAUGAAAAAAAUGAUUUGUACAACAAAAUAAAUUGUUUUUUUUUAAAACUUUUGUUGAAUAUUUUUUCUUUUCAUAAUGGCCGCCAACAAACUAGUGGGAGAUUACCAAUCAGAUAGCGAUAAUGAUGAUUCAGAACCUAAGCAGCGAACUAUAAAAAAUAUAACAACGGAUUGGACGCAAUGCACAGACGCUAGUUCAGGACAUCCUUAUUAUUGGAAUAUCGUAACAAAAGAUGUAACGUGGGAAAUGCCGAUCGAAUACCGACAAUUUUUGGAUCAGGCUGUUCUACAAAAUUCACACUCUCUUAAGAAAUGGAUUCUUUGCUACACAGACGAUAAUGCACCAUACUAUUUUAAUGAAAUCACUCGUGAAAUAUCAUGGGAAAGACCGGCAGAUUUCGCUGAAACAAUUCAGAAUAAUUCAAGGCAUCGAAGUACUGGUGAGACAAGCGAGAGUUCGAAUCGUACGAUUAGCAAAGCAAAAUUGAAUCUGGUGCCUGAAUACAACGAUAGUGACGAUUCGGACGAUGAGUGUUUGAAGCCAUCGGAAAAACCAUUGUUUCCAUCAUCAAGCAAUAGUUACCCAACAAACAGUCAAUUAAUAAGAAGCAUUGAAAUUCCGACUGAUACGAGCAUCCAAUCAGAGCCUCAGGCGCUAAACUCACCUAAACGGGAGGAUAAAAAAGAGAAGCCUUCAUUCGCAAGCAUUAUAACUGGUGGACGAAGUCCUCAACAUGAAACCAUAGAUAUAAAGCUUUAUACUGGUCAAGAUGGCCUAGAAACAGACGAAACUUCAAAUAAAAUUGAAAAUGAUUCCGGUGAAACAGAGAUUUUGUCACAAAAAACAUUUCAACGAAAGCGAAGGAUCGAGUUUAAUGUUAGCAGUACACAGGCCAAACGCCCAAACCUGAACGAAGUUACAAAUCCAAAUACUGAACCAAUGAAUGAGGUUGCCAAUCCAAUAGCCUCGCUGAAGAAUAAAUAUAGUAAUUUUCAAAAAGGCGGAACGGAAUUUCUCGAAAAGCAGCCGUCAAGUGGAUCGGAUGACACUGAAGUUGAAGGAAUCGAUGCGGUCGGCAAUCAAAUCACGGAUGAACAACAGCUACUAGAAGCGAAACUGAACUUUCUGUGUCAAGGGAGAGCAGAUGUAUCACCUGUUCAGAUAAUACAAAUUCAAUUGCAAGCAUUGCAAGCUGCUCACGUUGCAGAGGCUCUAAAUUCGGAUUAUUUACUGGUAUGGAUGAAAAAUAUUUCAAAUGACCUGAUUAAUCUGGAAAAUGAUGCGGCACCAAAUGGUUGGAAGUGCCAAUGGAAUCGGGAAAUGGCGCAGUAUUGCUACGAAAAUACGACAACUGGAGAAAUCAAGUGGGAAUAUCCAGAGGAGGUAGAACUAAAGGAUAAUGCAGCCCAUGACAAUACUGUUAUAGAUGACGAUGCAAUGGACAUAUGUACGACGCCACCACCCAAUGAGCAUGAAGAUUUUUCGGCUGCAUAUUAUCAGAGCACAGAACAUAAUGCUGACUAUGUUCCGCCGCCACCAAACCGGACGACCGGUGAAGCGUUGAAAAAUGACAAUGAAAAACCGCUGGACGAUGAGCUGGCGUCGUUUUACUCGGAUAUUGCGAAAUUGGAGCCCGAACCCGAAACAACGAAUGAAGAAAAUUCCUGUGAUAAAUCAUCCCCAAAUCCAGAUCAGCCAGCAUCCCCUGAAAACUCUGAUGCAGAUGAAAAGAAGAAGAAGAAGAAGAAGAAAACGAAAAAAUUAGAGCCAUGGCGUUCCGGCAACCUUGAAAACUGGAUAAAUAAAUGGCAGAAAGCGCAAAAAGAACUUGAUGGAUAAAAUUGUCUGUGUUUGAAUUUUUCAUUCAAAAAAGGAAAAUAAAUGUUUUUUUUUAAACAAGAA
This is a messenger RNA of Sitodiplosis mosellana (orange wheat blossom midge), 2020 nucleotides long. RefSeq names its product formin-binding protein 4-like. Bases 194 to 1957 code for a protein of 587 amino acids. Gene Ontology annotation, molecular function: protein binding. Lineage: Eukaryota; Metazoa; Arthropoda; Insecta; Diptera; Cecidomyiidae. The transcript is spliced from 8 exons. The record is from RefSeq and is a predicted model, not a curated record.